This is a messenger RNA of Salmo salar (Atlantic salmon), 7554 nucleotides long. The record is from RefSeq and is a predicted model, not a curated record. NCBI's taxonomy places the organism in Eukaryota, Metazoa, Chordata, Actinopteri, Salmoniformes, Salmonidae.
UAGCUGUUCAGGAGUCUUAUGGCUUGGGGGUAAAAGCUGUUGAGAAGCCUUUUGGUCCUAGACCUGGCCCCCCGUGUAACUGACAAUUAAUCUGUAAGUCUAUGUCGUUGUUUUUUUGUUUGAAUUGUUUACGUGUUCGCUAUGCGGGGGAAAUGAUAAGACAGGUGGAACGACGUGGCUAAUAACUGUUGUAACGGGGAUCAUUAUCGUAGCAACACAUCUUUGGGUGUAAAGGCAUUCCCGCGCGGUGUUAGCUAAGUUUUCAUGUUACCGGAUGUAGUUCGUAAAGGUUGAUAUGUGUAUGUUAGGAUGAAGCGUGAAUUCAUGCCAGGAAUAAUAAGUGUGAAGUUUGAUUUCCUCCCUUCUGUAAUAAGCAGCCAAUGAGUUCUCACGGAAGGUGAUAAUUCUGACUAAACUACAGAAUAAAGCCGCCAGUCAAAAUCAAGGAACGGUUGUGCUCGUGGUUACUGGAGGGAGCUACAGUGAGAACUCAGUGCUCUUCACGAGCAAGAGAGAAAGAAGAAUCUCAUCCAGCUGUAAAGUCUACAAGAUACCCAAAUCCUGGUAGGCCCUGUCAUCUGCCAGAUAAGAGUUUUGCACCUACCUGCAACCUAAGAAGAACAUCUCCACAUAAGGAAGCAUCGUGAGGCAACAUAAGGUCAAGGCUAACAGGAAAGUCAGACACGCAGGUACAAGUCAAAGCGUUUGAAGGUGGCCCUAGCCUUGUGAACUGCUAAUUAGAGACUUUAAGAUUACAAUUCGUAAGGACUGGAGAUAGUUGUGUAUUUCAUCAAGACGCUGGUAUUAUGCAUUUGCUCUUUCUUUCUUAAUGUAUCGUUAUUAUGUGUAUUACUGGAAAAAUAUUAUUUGAUACUUACUAAAACAAUAUAUAUAUUGCUACAAAACAUUAAGGGUCAGCGUACACCUAUUAAUUAUAUUUUCACCUGUAAGUUAAUAGUGUAAUUGUUUGGUAAGGUGUUUGUUCAAGCCUUUGUUACAAGCAUUAUACAUGUUUAUACCACGUACUAAGGUUUAAAUUACCUACUCACUUAUCCAAACCUUACCUAGAAUUGAUUUGAUUUGAUUUAGAAUGUCAGAAAAGGGUAGUUUCACUAAAGGAGAUAGAGAUGGGGUGGGUCAAGUUGAGCAGCAACACCUCGCAAACUUCAAGCCUUCAUCAGAACAAACAGAGCAGCAGGAAGAGACCCGGACUGGUGUGGAGUCACGGCUGCCAGCGAAUGAUGAUACAGAAGCUGCUAAUGAGACAUCACAACAAGAGCCACGAAAAGGUGAGAGGGUCCGCAGGUUAACUGAAAAGAGCAGAGAACUGCGCGACGAAAGGUGGAGACAGCUCGAACAUCGUUUCAGGGUCAGCUAUGAGAAGUGGAAGGCUCUGGUAAAGGAAGCAAAACUGUCACUGACAGGAUGUUGCUCUGAAGACCUACUAGAAGACCUCUUAAACAAGAUCAGCCAUACCUCUACAGAGCUAAACCUUGUUUAUGUAAAUUUGCGUCAAAUUGACAUUCCCGACAACGAUAUACGCCGCAGAGUUGAUACGUGUGAAGCAGUUACAAUGUCUAUUAUCAAGACUGUAAGGUGUCAUUUAAAGGUCAGGGAAGAAGGUCAAAGUAACCAGAUAGAGCUGCACUGGAAGGACAGCAAUCCUUGUGCAUGUCUGAACUCUCACAUAAGUCAAGUCUCAACUAUCAGCCCUCAAGCGCUUCCUCCCAGUCUCAAAGCAACUCAAAGGUCAACUUCAGACACUCAAGCGUGUCAUCUGUUAAGAGACAAGUUGCUGCUAACCAAGCAGCUUUAGAAGUAAUGGUUAAGCAAGAAAGCCAACUAGAAGAGCUUCAGAGACUCGAAGAUGAAGAUAAGAAGAGGACAGCGGAGCAAGAAGCUGAGGCUGUGAAACGCAGCUUAGAAGAAGCUAGGCUGCGAGUCAAGUUAGAGGUAGAAAAUGCUGCCAGACGAAGGACGCUAGAAGACAAGCGUAGAGAGUUAGAGCGCUUAGAAGUGCUCAAGAAACUAAAUACUGCCAAGGCGCGGAUGCAAGUGUAUGAGCAAGAUGAAAACUCAGAGGACGAGAAGAGAGAACUACUCUCUAACUUCAAAUCUGUGAAAGAAGUCAUGCACAGAAGUGGCUCAUUUCACAGUCUCUCACCACAACAUGUUGUGACAAGCACACAACAUGAAGAUAGCACCAAGACCAUGUUCAGGUUACUAGCGGAAUCAAUCAGUGAAAGCCGCCUCCCCAUACCAGAACCAGUGACAUUCAAUGGAGAACCACUCUCGUUCACUGACUGGAAGGUCUCUUUUCAGACUCUGAUAGACAGGAAGAACAUACCAGCAACUGAGAAUAUAUAUUACUUAAGAAAAUAUGUCGGUGGGCCUGCCAAGAAAGCCAUCGAAAGUUACUUUAUGUUAGGAACAGAGUCAGCCUACCAUGCUGCGUGGACCAUUCUUGAAGAAAGGUACGGAAACAAAUUCCUCAUCGCCAAGUCCUUCAGAGAUAAGCUCAAUGCAUGGCCUAAGAUAGGAUCCAAGGACAGUCUUAAACUUAGAGACCUUGUAGAUUUUCUCCGCAGCUGUGAGGCUGCUAUGUUUCAGAAUAAGGGCCUGAAGGUGCUUAAUGACUGUAAUGAAAACCAAAAGAUCCUCGCUAAACUUCCAGAUUGGCUAAUUUCAAGAUGGAAUAGAAAGGUCAUAGACAUCCUAGAAGAAACUGAGACCUUUCCCAGCUUCAGUCAGUUUGUAAAGUUUCACACGAGAGAAGCCAAGAUCGCUUGCAAUCCUGUAACAUCCCUUCACGCUUUGAAACCAAGCGAAGAUGGAAAACCUAAGACGCCAAGGAUUCAAAGCCCUGGAGCAAGGGUAUUAGCAACUAACUCUGAUGAGAAAAAUACUGUCACUAGUUGUGUCUUCUGUGAGAAGUCAGGUCAUAGUCUCCACAAAUGUUGGAAGUUCAUGGAUAAGCCCACCGCAGAGCGACAGAAGUUUGUUCAAGAGAAUAAAUUGUGCUUCGGCUGUUUAAGGCCUGGGCAUCGUUCGAAAGAUUGUGAUAACAGGAACACCUGUGACACGUGUCAGAGGAGGCAUCCAUCCUGCCUGCACGAAGAUCGUACUAAAGAAAGGUCAAGGGAUAGGAAGACAGAGCCCCCACAAGAUAAGGGGACAAGUGCGUCAAGUGAAGCCAUAUCUAACAGAGUCGUAAGGGACAUUAACAACACUCACACCUCCACAAUCAUUCCAGUAUGGGUGUCAACCACAAGCGAGCCCGAUCGUGAAGUUCUCGUGUAUGCACUUCUUGACACCCAGAGCGACACCACCUUUAUCCUUGAAGAGACAACAAAGGCUCUCAAUACAAAGAAGGAGCCAGUACAACGAAACUCUCUACAAUGGCCUCAAGGAAUACCAUCGUGCCCAGCCAGAAGCUGUCUGGUUUGCAGGUUAGAGGGUUUUACCUGGAGAAGAAAAUCCCUCUGCCAACUACCUACUCGAGAGAGUUUAUUCCUGCAAACAGAGAUCAUAUUCCUACUCCAGAGACGGCAAGAGCAUGGUCUCAUCUUCAACACAUUGCAGAGGAGAUUGCUCCUCAACAGAGCUGUGAUGUCGGUCUCUUAAUUGGCUACAACUGCUCCCAGGCUCUCCUUCCAAGAGAAAUUGUGUCUGGUAAGGGAAAUCAGCCUUUUGCUCAGAGAACAGACCUUGGCUGGAGCAUAGUCGGCUAUGGAAACCCAUGUAUCGACUAUGGCGACGCUAUUGGAGUGAGUCAUCAGGUUAUCGUUAGACAGGUGAUGCCAAGUCUUCAAUCUUCUUUCAACCUCACAAAUCAAGUACACUAUGUUUGUAGAACACGCGUAAGAGAGGUAAUCACAGCACGGGACGUUAUCAAGACGCUUGAAUCCGACUUCAAUGAGAGAGCUGCAGAAGAGGACCUCAUAUCUCAAGAGGAUAUCCGGUUCCUGACAAAAAUGAAAGCGGGCAUCUGACGCAAGGACAAUGGACAUUACGAGAUGCCGCUGCCAUUUAAGGAAGAAAGACCCAACCUGCCGAACAAUAAAACAUGUGCAGUUCACCGUCUCAAGUGCCUGGAAAGGAGGCUGAGGAGAGACAAGCAGUACUACAAGGACUACACAGCAUUUAUGGAAGAGACCAUAGCUCGUGGAGAUCCUGAGAAGGUCUCCAAGGAAGAAAUUAACAAGCAUCCAGCAUGGUACAUCCCACAUCAUGGGGUUUAUCACCCACAAAAGCCUGGGAAGAUAGGAGUCGUCUUUGACUGCUCAGCUAAGUUUCGAGAGACGUCCUUGAAUGACCAUCUCCUCACCGGUCCAGAGUUGACAAACACAUUGCUGGCAAAAUCUUUUGUCAUUUUCGUAAGGGUCCAGUUGCAAUCAUGUGUGAUGUAGAGCGCAUGUUCCACCAGUUUCAUGUGAAAGCAGAAGACCAAGAUCAUCUGCGGUUCCUUUGGUGGGAGAACGGCGAUCUAGAGUCUCAACCCUCAGUGUAUCGUAUGAAGGUCCACUUGUUCGGUGCAGCUUCAUCUCCUGGUUGCGCCAACUAUGGUCUCAAACAUCUCGCUGCUGAAGGACGAGGAAGCUUCAGCGAGAAGUCUAUCCAGUUCAUAGAAAGGAACUUUUAUGUUGAUGAUGGGUUGACGAGCGUAUCGUCUGAAGCUGAAGCGGCCCAGCUGGUGAAAGAAGCAAGAGAGCUUUGCAGCAUCGGCAAACUUCGGUUGCACAAGUUUAUCUCUAACAGCAAGGAAGUUAUAGCCACAAUUCCCAAGGAAGAAUGUGCUGAGGGUGCCAAAGACCUGGAUAUGGCUCUGGGUGAACCACACAUGGAGAGGGCGCUUGGUGUACUAUGGUGUGUCGCAUCAGACAAGUUCCAGUUUAGGGUAGUUGUUAAGGAACGCCCACUCACAAGAAGAGGAGUGUUGUCUACAGUAGCCUCUGUAUAUGAUCCGCUUGGGUUUGUGGCACCCUUUGUCCUGGCAGGGAAGCAGAUCUUGCAGCAGAUGUGUCGUGACAAGAUCGACUGGGAUGAGCCCAUUCCAGAUGACCUACGUUUCCAGUGGGAAUUCUGGCUCCAAGGUCUACAAAAGUUGUCGGAAGUAAGGAUCCAACAAGGCUACUUGCCAUCAAGUUUCAAGGAAGUGCAGAGUUAUGAGCUCCAUCACUUCUCCGACGCUAGUACCUCAGGUUAUGGAGAGUGCUCAUACCUCAGAACAAUCAGCACAGCAGGAGAAGUUCAUUGCUCCCUAGUUAUGGGGAGGUCGAGAGUCGCCCCUUCCAAUAUUACGACCAUACUACGACUGGAACUUUCAGCAGCGGUGGUAGCUGCUUUCUUUGGCAAGAAGAACUUCCCAAAGGACAAGUCAAGGGGGGAGAGUUCUCAGACAAUGACCCAGAGCUGCAGAAAUCCCUGGUCCAUGAUACCCAGGCAAAGGAAGAAAGAUCGUUACUAGAUCACCUUCACAAGUUCUCAGACUGGGCAAGAGUGGUAAAAGCUAUUGCCAGGCUCAAACGACGUGUCAAGGAAGCCAUAGGCUUAAAAUUGAGGUCUAGUGAAGCUACAAGCAUAGAAGAAAGGAGAGAGGCAGAGCUCACCAUUAUAAGGAUGGUUCAAGAAGCAGCCUUCUCCCAUGAGAUACACAACCUUAGGCACCAGAAAGACAUCAAGACCAAAGAUAAACCAAGCAAGUUGCAUAAAUUGAGUCCAUUUCUGGAUGAGCAAGGUAUCCUCAGGGUGGGAGGUCGCUUGGCUCAUGCAACUCUUCAUUCCCACGUGAAGCAUCCUGCAAUCCUGCCAAGAGAUAGCCACUUGUCAGUGCUGCUCGUCAAGCACUAUCAUGAAAGAGUACGACACCAAGGACGUGGAAUAACGAUCAAUGAGCUGCGAUCCAACGGUAUAUGGAUCCUAGGAUGCAGCAAUGCAGUUUCCUCACACAUCUACAAAUGUGUGAAAUGCAGGAAAUUCAGAAGAUGUACAGAAGAGCAAAGGAUGGCAGAUCUUCCGAAGGAACGCAUGGAGACCACGCCUCCCUUCACAUACUGCGGGAUGCUGCUUUGGACCUUUCUAUGCCAAGGACGGAAUAAGAGAGUUAAAGUGUUAUGGGCUCCUACUCACUUGCAGGGGCUCUCGAGCAGUUCACAUUGAAAUGCUUGAUGACUUAACCACCGAUGCCUUUAUCAAUGCCCUGCGUUCAUUCAUUGCCAUACGUGGUAAUGUUCGUCAAAUCAGAUGUGAUCAAGGCAGCAACUUCAUUGGCGCAAGACGCGAGUUUGUGGACGCCCGGAAGGAAAUGGAUCAAGAACGAUUGAAGGAACUUGGAUGCGAGUUUAUCAUGAACACCCCAUCUUCAAGUCACAUGGGUGGUGUUUGGGAAAGGCAAAUCCGCACGAUACGAAGUGUCUUGACAUCCAUUCUUGAUCAGUCAGACGGAAGACUCGACAGCGCUUCUCUGCGUACCUUUCUCUAUGAAGUCAUGGCGAUUUUAAAUAGUAGGCCCCUAACUACGGAAUAUCUGAAUGAUCCAUUAGGUCCAGACCCGCUCACACCAAAUCACAUCUUGACAAUGAAGUCCACAAAUCUCUUACCACCACCUGGACAGUUCAUCAAGGAAGAUCUUUAUCUCCGCAAGAGAUGGCGCAGAGUACAAUUCUUAGCCAAUGAAUUCUGGGCAAGGUGGAAGAAAGAGUACCUCCUAAACCUCCAACACAGGCAGAAAUGGAAUAAAGACAGAAGAAACGCAAGUAUUAAUGACAUUGUCAUAUUGCAAGAUGAUACUGUACCACGCAACCAGUGGAAAUUGGCAAAGGUUACAGAAGUGUACCUGGGACAGGAUGGCCGGGUGAGAAGAUGCAAGUUACUGAUCAGCGACUCAACCCUGGAUGAGAGAGGUAAACGCAUCACCAAACCCACCUAUCUGGAGAGGCCCAUCCAUAAGACAGUCACCCUCCUGGAAGCCGAUCAAAAAACCUGCAGACCCCUUUCACAGAAAUCACAGGUGAUUGGUGGGAGUGUAACUGACAAUUAAUCUGUAAGUCUAUGUCGUUGUUUUUUGUUUGAAUUGUUUACGUGUUCGCUAUGCGGGGGAUAUGAUAAGACAGGUGGAACGACGUGGCUAAUAACUGUUGUAACGGGGAUCAUUAUCGUAGCAACACAUCUUUGGGUGUGAAGGCAUUCCCGCGCGGUGUUAGCUAAGUUUUCAUGUUACCGGAUGUAGUUCGGAAAGGUUGAUAUGUGUAUGUUAGGAUGAAGCGUGAAUUCAUGCCAGGAAUAAUAAGUGUGAAGUUUGAUUUCCUCCCUUCUGUAAUAAGCAGCCAAUGAGGUAUUUUUUCCUUUAUUCGUGUGUUCAAUCUGAUACUAUUAUAGCUCCGGCUAAACUGUUUAUGUAAGUAAGUACUUCAGAGUUAUACCAAGCUAAUAAGUCACUCAUAAGACAAGAAGGUGUAAGAGUGUGCUUAAACUGUAUUUUCAUUUACUUUAUAGUUCUCACGGAAGGUGAUAAUUCUGACUAAACUACAGAAUAAAGCCGCCAGUCAAAAUCAA